Molecule: messenger RNA, 3599 nt
Organism: Oxyura jamaicensis (ruddy duck)
Lineage: Eukaryota; Metazoa; Chordata; Aves; Anseriformes; Anatidae
Gene: SYDE1
Product: synapse defective Rho GTPase homolog 1
Exons: 8
Coding region: 43-2580 (845 amino acids)
Biological process (GO): signal transduction
Source: RefSeq, a predicted model, not a curated record
GCGCUGAGGGGACCCCGCCGGAGGGGGCUCCGGGCCGGGCCGAUGGCGGAGCCGCUGCUGCGGAGGACCUUCUCCCGGCUGCGGGGCCGGGACCGCCCGCGCAGGAAGAAAUCGGACGCCAAAGAGCGAGAGCAUCCUCCACCAAGCCCCGACUCACCGGUGGACCCCGAGGUGGCCCUGGCAUCAUCGGAGCUGGCCCCGGCAGCGCCCCGCAAGCAGAACUGGGCCCGUUUCUCCUGCGGCAGCCGCGAUGAGCCCAGCGGGAGGCGGAUGCCGGCUCCCAAACCUUCCCUGGAGGUGGUGGAGGCCAGUGAGCUGGAUCCGGCCACCAGCAGCCCCUGGCCUGGCGUGGAGCCACCCGGUGAGGAGUCCCCGGAGCUGGCGGAGGAGGCCGAAGCAGCGAACGGCUCUGUGGAGCUUGGCGGCCCCAGUAGGAGCCCGGGGCACAGUGCUUACCUGCAGAGCCUGGAGCGGAGCAGCCGGCACUGGGUGCUGUCCUCGGCAAAGGCACCAGGGCUGGAUGAGUCCGGCGGCGGGGCUGAGGCUGAGGCCGGCACAGCUGGCAGUGAGGGCGAAAUCUGGUACAACCCCAUCCCCGAGGAUGAGGACCCUCCAAAGGCGAGUGGGGAGGACGUCCCCUGGGGGGGCAGAGGGACGGCGGAGAGCCCCGGACCCCGCAGUGCAGAGGAGCCGGCAGCUGGCAGGACGCAGGCCUGUGGAAAGAUGCCCAUCCCCUGCGUGAGCCUAGGGACGGGGCUUGCCCCCCCAUCCCCUCCCGCCAGCCCCGGUGCCACCAAGAAAGGCCGCUCCCUCAGCAAAGUGAAGUCCCCAGGGACGGUGCGCCGCCUCUCCAUGAAGAUGAAGAAGCUGCCGGAGCUGCGGAGGAAGCUGAGCCUGCGCAGCCCCCGGCCGCGGGGCCAGGAGGGUGGCACCUCGCCCUCCGACACCCGCAAGGAGUCCAGCAACGUCAUCAGCCGCUACCACCUCGACACCAGCGUAGCCUCGCUGCCCCGUGCCAAAGCAGCCAACAAGGGUGGCUACUUGAGUGACGGCGACUCCCCGGAGCUGCCGGCCAAAACCGGGGCGCACGCUGAGCCAGAGGAUGGAGAGAGCGGGCUGGAUGUGGCCGCUUUCCGUCCCUACAGCUGCGGGGAGCUGCCCCGAGGCGGGCAGCACAUCUCCGGGCUGGUCAGCGUCCACCUCUAUGGCGUGCGGGACCUGAAGCCGCCACGAGCUGAAGCCCGGGAGGUUUUCUGCGUGCUGCAGGUGGAUGCGGCCAACCGGGCUCGCACGGCUCUGCUGCCCUGCAAGGCGGCUUUCCUUGGCCUCAACCACACCUUCAACCUGGAGCUGGAGAGCGCCCAGCUCCUCAAGGUGAUCGUCUUCUCCUGGGACCCCUCCUCCUGCCGCAACCGCCUCUGCUGCCAUGGCACUGUUGUCCUGCCCCACAUCUUCAGAGGCUGCCGGGCCCAGCAGCUGGCAGUGCGGCUGCAGCCUCGCGGUGUCCUCUUCUCCAAAUUCACCCUGGUGGAGCAAUGGGACGGCCCUGGCGAGCGCGAGCCCCGCGUCUUCGGCGUGGAGCUGGGCCAGCUGGUGGAGAGGGAGAAGACGGCCACCAAGGUGCCACUGCUCAUCCAGAAGUGCGUGGCCGAGAUAGAGAAACGGGGGCUGAAGGUGGUUGGGCUGUACCGGCUCUGCGGCUCGGCCGCCGUCAAGAAGGAGCUGCGCGAUGCCUUCGAGAGGGACAGUGCGGCCGUGACGCUGUCAGAGCAGCUCUACCCUGACAUCAAUGUCAUCACAGGGAUCCUCAAGGACUACCUGCGGGAGCUGCCCACGCCACUCAUCACCCCCACACUCUACCACGUCGUGCUGGAGGCCAUGGCCAAGCGGCCUCCUCGGACCCCGCCGGGCGAGUGGGACGCCGUCACCCUGCUCAACUGCCUGCCUGACAUCGAGAAGGCCACACUGACGCGGCUCCUGGACCACCUCAGCCUGGUGGCCUCCUUCCAUGACUUCAACCGCAUGAACUCGCAGAACAUCGCCGUCUGCUUCGGGCCCGUCCUGCUCACCCAGAGCCAGGAACCUCGACGCGGCAACACCGGCACCGGCGCCCGCAGCUACGCCCACAGCGAGGACAUCGCCAGCGCCGUUGAUUUCAAGAGGCACAUCGAGGUGCUGCACUACCUGCUGCAGGCCUGGCCAGCCCCCCGCUCAUCCCUGGCCCCCCAAAUCUGGGAGGAGGUGCCGCCCGGCCACCCACGGCAGCCACCGCUGCGCUUGGACCUGCUGGACACGGCGGUGGUGGCCCGCCAUCGCCCCCGGGGACCGGAGAGCCCCCCCAGCAACCGCUACGCUGGCGACUGGAGCGUCUGCGGCCACCAAUUUGGUGGCUACAACGAGGUGGCGGCCGGUGACGGUGAGAGCCGGGCCGCUCACCGGCGGACCCUCUUUGUGGCCGAUUUUGGCCUCGGUGACGAGCCCGAGGCACCCUUCGGCCCCCGACUCAACCUCAAGGACUUUGAUGCGCUCAUCCUCGACCUGGAGCGGGAGCUCGCCAAGCAGAUCAACGUCUGCCUGUGAUGGCGACGCCGACGCCAGUGCCAGUCCUGGCGCCGCUGGGAGAGCGACCAAAAAGCAGCACUUGCCUCUUGUUGCCUUCAAUUUGCACAGCACCGAGCACGAGGGACCCCCACACAGAAGGUGAUGCCGUCUUUGGGGGAGGGGGGGCAGCCCCGCUGGGGGACACCUGAGCAGCCCCCUCCCCCAAAACUGGCCGCACACCGCCCCACCACGCAUCCACGCGCCAUUUUGGGGGGGGACGUUGGAGGCUUGGUGCCUCUUGCUCGGCUUUUUAUGGCCAAAUUUUGCCCUCAGGGGCUGUUUGCCCCUUUGCCCUUCCAAAGCCACCCCCUAUGGGUGCCCCCCCCCUCCAAAAUCAGUAUUGACAAGGGUCCGUGACCUCCAUCGCUCAGGCUACAAGGGGGCACCCUCUCCCCCACCCCAUCAGCCGCCCACUGCCCCCCUGCUCAUGAGGGCUCCCCAAAAUCCCCUCCCUGUUGCUGGCACCCUGAGGAGAGUGAUGGCACUCCCUCCCACCCUCACGGGUGGCAGCAAGGACCCCCCCGACCCCCCUUUUUUUCUGCCCCCCCCCCCCGGGGGUGCUGCCGGUACGGGAGCGCUGAGCUUUUAUUUAUUACUCGAGCUUCAUGUGCGUGCGUGCAUGCGCGUGGAUGGAUGGCGUAUGGCGGUUGCCUUCACCGCGGCCUGCAGAAAAAGCCCUUUUCACCCCCAAAAUGAACCCAGCACCAGUGUUACGGGGGGAGGGAGGGAGCCAAAUGAAUUCCUCCCCCCCAAAAAAAAAACAAACCAGCCUUGCUCAGUAUUAGCCUUAUAGGAACCAGCUGAAUGUGAAAGCACCGGCCCGGCCGGGCUGAGCCAGCAGUGUUAAAUCACCUGGGCAGGGGGUGCCACCAGGCCAGUGGGGGACUUAGUGACAAAGCUGUCCCCAGUCCUUCCCCCCCGGAUGGCCUGACGCCCACCCUGCCCUGCCCACCGCCUUGUCACUGUCACCAGCAAUAAAGGACACAAGCUGCACUCGC